CGUCUUUCCGUCAUCUAACAAUGAGCUGGUGGAAAAAAGACUCCGAGACUACCUGGUUCAGAGGGUUGGUGGAAGAAGAAGUGAGCGUCGUGGGAGGGCGGGCCACCUGUGACGGAGUGGAGAGGAGUCUCAAGAGCGAGUCAGUCCCAGUCAGUGUGUGUGUGUUUGUGUGUGCACAGGCGUUUUAAAGUCCAGUUUGAUUAUCUUGAGCUCAAGGAAACGUACAUAUCCUUCUCCUCGAGGAAUUUCUACGUGAUUCAGGUUUCUUCUACAGCACAGUGGAAGAGGCUGCCUGCUUGCCUGCCAGUGUUUGUGCGUGGGCGUGUGUGCAUGCAGGGGUGUAUGUGAGUCGUAAGGUGAUGUGAUGUUUGUGUGAGUGCCUCUGCAACCUGUUCAGAGAGCGCGUGUCCCAUGAGACGCUCGGCGGAGAUGCAGGGAGCUCGAUCCUCUGCGCUGCGGCUCCUGCUGCUAAUCUGCUGUGUGUGUGCGACAGCCGGCUACCCAUUCAAAACGCCCCUGGACCUGGAUGUGAUUCCACGCGUUACAGUGUUGAGCAAUGGUCUCCAGGGCUGCAGGCGUUUCCAGUCCUCUGCAGUCAACUACAGCACCAUGUUGCUGGAGGCUGACAGUGAGCGGCUCUACGUUGGGGCCCGGGGGGCUGUAUUCGCUCUCAAUGCCUCUGACAUCUCAGCCAGCUCUGCUCCCACUAUUGAGUGGGAGGCCUCCUCCGAGCAAAAACGUCAGUGUCUGCUCAAGGGAAAAGACAAUAAGACGGAGUGUUUUAAUCACAUCCGCUUCCUCCAGAGGUUCAACUCGACUCAUCUCUACAUGUGUGGGACUCAUGCCUUCAGACCCCUCUGUGCAUACAUAGACGAGGAGAGGUUUGUCAUGUCAUCUCAGCCUGAAGAGGGCAGAGACAAAUGUCCUUAUGGCCCGACAACGGGUUACACUGCCCUCAUCAUCGACCAGCAGAUGUAUACAGCUUCUCAGUAUGAGUUCAGGAGCUUUCCAGAUAUCCGCCGAAACUCUCCAUCUCCCACAUUGAAGACAGAAGAUGCCCCCACACGCUGGCUGAAUGAGGCAGACUUUGUGGGUUCUGCGUUGGUGAGGGAGAGUUUGGGCAGCAGUACGGGCGACGAUGAUAAGAUCUACUUCUUCUUCACGGAAAGGAGCCAGGAGCAAACAACAACGUACAGCCACAGCAGGGUGGCACGAGUCGCCCGUGUUUGUAAAGGGGACCGGGGAGGCCAUUUAACUCUCCAGAAACGCUGGACAUCCUUCCUCAAGGCCAGGCUGACAUGUUCUCUGCCUGAGUACGACUUCCACUUCAACAUGCUGCGCAGCAUGUUCGUUAUGCCUGGAAACACACCGCAGGACACACUCUUCUAUGGCAUAUUCGGCCUGGAGUGGAAAAAUGUGAAGGCGUCUGCGGUGUGUCGGUUCUCUCUGUCUGAAGUCCAAGAGGCUUUUCAAGGACCCUACAUGGAAAACCAGGACUCUGGCUCUAAAUGGAAGGAAUAUACCGGAAAGAUCCCUGACCCACGACCUGGAACGUGUAUAACUGACGCUCUAAGGGCCAGGGACAUGAACGUGUCCACCUCUCUGCCUGAUGAUGUGCUGGACUUUGUCAGGAGGCAUCCUCUGAUGUCCCAGCAGAUCCAGCCGUCAGACAGACGCCCACUUUUGUUCAGGAGGACCACAGACUACACCCAAAUGGCUGUAUACAUGAUCCAAGGCAUAGACGGACAAACACACCAUGUAUUAUACAUGGGCACAGAUGAAGGCUGGUUACAUAAAGCUGUAGAAGUUGAGGGGGAGCUGCACAUUAUCGAGGAGCUUCAAGUCUUUGAGGAGCAGCAGCCUGUUAACAACGUACUAAUAUCUACAAAACAGAUGAGCGUAUACGUGGGCUCUCCAUCAGGCGUGGUGCAGCUUCCCCUCUCUAACUGUCGCAGAUACACCUCUUGCUACGACUGCAUCUUUGCCAGGGACCCUCACUGUGCCUGGGACGGAGCCCAGUGUGUGGACAUACUGGCACAUGUAGACAGAUCCACUUUAAUCCAGGACAUCCAGCAUGGCAACAGAGGAUGUGAGAACACACAAACUGACGUUGUCCUGCGGAGCCGUACCGUGCGGGUGGGUGAUGACGUGCUGCUGCAGUGUGAGCUCAGUUCCAACCUGGCGACGCCUCUCUGGACUCUGGAUGGCAGCGAGCUGCAAGGCUACGGCCUCAACUCUGGCUUCAGAACCGGCACCGAUGGACUGCUGAUCAUCGAGGCCCGGCAGGACCAGAGUGGGCUGUACACCUGCUACGCUGUUGAGAACAAUAUCAAGGUCGGCAUAGUUACCUAUAAUGUCACUAUCUGCCUGGACGUGCAGCCGCCCCCACCUGUAGAGCCAACUGAAGACCUUUACAGUAUCUUCACCACCGUGGCACCACCCACUGAACAUGCCUCCUCCGAGAGGCCCCUGCCGCCACCCCCAGCCCCUCUCCUCCCCCACUCAGAGCUGCUCUCCCCCAGGAACAUGGAGGCCAUGUACCUGUCCCUGAUCACCAUCCUCGGAGGCCUGUGCGUGGUGCUCACCGUGGUCCUUGUCUAUGUGGGUUUCUGCCUGCGUGUGGGCCACAGAGGGAAGUAUUCAUUACGUGCUGCAGCUGCUGCCUACCCGAACAGUAAGAAGAACAACAGGAACAGAAAACAGCACAGAAACUCCUCUCACAUGGAGCUGAAGACCAUCUCGAGCCACUGUAACGGGAACGGCAUUUGUAAUGGAGUUUCAAAGCAGCAUAACGGCGGCACCCAGGACGGAGGUUUCCUUCAGAUUGUCCCCGGCGAGGGUCACCCAUCACCCAAUAAGGGGCCUCCGCCCCCGGCACCUCCUCUCCCACCGACUCCACAACUUCCCUCUCCGGAGUGUGACUUCCCCAACGGGCUGUCGGCCACGCUCCCCAGUGUCCUGAGGAGGAUGAAUGGCAACAGCUACGUGCUGCUGAGGCAGAGCGACUCUGAAAACACCUCACCCAGCUGCUACUCCUUUGCCGAGGAGCUCAACAAGAUCUUAGAGAAGAGGAAGCACACUCUACUGCUGCCCAGGCCAGAUGAGAGCUCCGUGUAGAGAGAGGUAGCUCCCCCUGUGGUGGGAGGACUGCCGUGUUGUUACCUGGUGCUGAAGUGCCUGUCACAUGACUCAUUAUUGUCGAGGACUAAAGCAAUGAGAGUCUUAUCUGCUUUCUUUACUUUGGAUUUUUUUCCCCAUUGACACACUUUUUGAACCUUUGAGCUGUUCAUCAACCUUAAUUCCUAAAUUUCCCAACACAUAACAAACAAGAAUGAGAAAUGAAGGACCGACCAUGUAAUCUACCUCACCUCAAUACUGCCCAGAAGGACGUGCAGCCAGUCUGCAGUCUGAUUUUAGUAUCAGGGGCUGAGAUCUCAGCCACAGAAAGAUCUCGGAUCCACAAAGCACAAGCGGAGACGCACAGACUCCAACGAGGAGCAGAGCCCAGCGGGAAUAUAAAUACAUGUGAAGACUUCUGCUGUGCGCCGGCCAUAUUUGGCUUUCAACUGGAGGGCAGCUAGCCAAAGUUUGUUUGCACUGACAAGUGCACAGAUGGGCUUUGCAUUUUUAAAACAUGACAUUCAUGGUCUAUAAAUAUUGAGGGAGAUGGACGUGGUGAGCAGGGGAAUUUUGUGCGCAAUGUUUUCACUUUUAAUACAGACUUAACCUAUUGCAAUAACCAACACACAAUAAUAUACAGUAACUCAUGACAGCACAAGACACCCUACACCAGCCAUCAUUAAGAAAUGGUGAAUUAAUCAUUAUUUAAUAUUACUAUUAACCUGAAUGUCAAGUUCAGUAAUUGAUGAUUUAUUUAAUACAUUGUUUUAGAUGGAUCAUUAUGAUGUUAAUUUAAUACUUUAUUCAAUUAAUAAUGGAUGGUAAUAUUAAUAAUUAAAGUAAUCAUAUAGAGGUGGUGUUAAAAUAAGUAACAAUAAACAAUUUGUUGGAAAUUACAAAAUAUGCAGGUAAACUUUAAAUAUUAUUCACAUUACUGUACCCGGAGCUCUAAAUUACAGUGGCAGCUGAGUCUCCAAAUGCAUCAUAAAUGGUUAAAACUUGCUUUGUCAUGUCAGGCACAUAAAUUUACAUAAACAUUAGAGUCCACAUUAUAUAUAAAAAGCACAAGCUAUUAAAGAAUAAACAAGGAAAUAAUUUAACUUUUAUAUCAGUGAAGAAAUAUUAAAUAGUGAUUAUUUCACUGUGAAGUGUUAAUAGACAAUUUGAAGAAAAUGUGACAGUAUUAUUGAUUUCAAUGCACUUUAUAUGCCAGUUUUAAAUCGACUGGGAAAGUUAAUGGACGCUUUUAUGAAAUUUGACUCUGCAACCUGUCGAAGCAGCAGCAGCAGGUCCAGAGGAGCUUUUUGAUUGGACGUUUCUCAGUAUGAAGAGCUGCAGCAGUGAAGGCCACAGCUGUGCCUGCUGGACCUUGUUUGACACAAGUGGAUUAGAAGGAAAACAUUGACUGUCUCAGCCGAGCCCGACUCUACCGCUGUGUGACACCCCGCAUGCACAGGAUGACAGACUGGGCGAUGAACACAGCGUUCACCAAAAGCAUCCAAGUUUGCAGGUCUGAUAUGCACAGGUCAGUUUCGAUAUCAUUCCCGGGGAUACCAUCUCCCAACCAGUGUCAGAUGGCAGGACCGGCUGCAGAGAUGUUCUUUUAAUGAGCGGUGAAAUGAAAUUCACCAUCAUUAGUGGACAGUGAAGAGGCUGAGAGGCUGGAUAAGGGCUACAGCAUGAGAGUCUCUGCACCUACAGCUCUGCCUCCCAACAACUGGAAUGAAAAUCGUUGUCUGCAGUGUCUCACUGAGCAACGUUUGUUCUUCACAGAGCCACUCUUUGUCCGCAGAGAGCGUCCUUGCCUCUGUUUAAAUGCAAAUUCGACGUAUAAUGACCUUUUUUUCUCACACUUGCUGCAUGAAUUAUUUUUCAGCACUGCUGUUUUUAUUUUCUCGUUAAGGUAACAACAAGGAGAACUCACCAUCAAUAUUAAUGAAAAGUGCCAAGGUUGAUGUUUAAAAAAAAAAGUGCUUUGUGAGCCAAUUUUUCUGCAAAACCAGAAGAAAAAAAGAGGCAUAUUUAUUUUGUAAUUUUGUACAUUGUGUUUUUGAGGUUAUUGUUAAUGUCACUGUUUAAGUGCCACUUGUGAGACACCGUCCUGAUAAAUAGGAGGGUCACAUGUUGCCUGUGUUGCACAUAAUGUGAUAAAUAGGAGCACGGUAGCCAAAAGCAUGCAGAGGCUGUACCAGCACCACAGAGUUUAAUAUUUAUAACCUACUAAUGGGAGGAAAAAUACACCAAUUUACCUAUUCACUGUAACCUAUAAAUGAGGGAUCAUUCAGCUUUUCUGUCACUGCAGUGUUCACAUAUUACUUUUGAUCUCUAUUUGCAUGUUACACCAUGCUUGUGCACACAGUAAAUCAAAUUAUUUUUAUUAAUCUCUCACAAAGAAUAACAGGGCAGUGGGUUCCUUCGCAUUUCACACAUACUGACUUCAAAUAAAACUUUGUAUUU
Messenger RNA from Larimichthys crocea (large yellow croaker), 5577 nucleotides. It is a transcript of the gene sema4ga, whose product is annotated as sema domain, immunoglobulin domain (Ig), transmembrane domain (TM) and short cytoplasmic domain, (semaphorin) 4Ga. Gene Ontology annotation, cellular component: plasma membrane. Gene Ontology annotation, molecular function: chemorepellent activity; semaphorin receptor binding. Bases 412 to 3117 code for a protein of 901 amino acids. The record is from RefSeq and is a predicted model, not a curated record. The transcript has 16 exons. Lineage: Eukaryota; Metazoa; Chordata; Actinopteri; Sciaenidae. Gene Ontology annotation, biological process: neural crest cell migration; semaphorin-plexin signaling pathway; negative chemotaxis.